Symbiodinium sp. CCMP2592 is the source of this 6858-nucleotide messenger RNA. Lineage: Eukaryota; Dinophyceae; Suessiales; Symbiodiniaceae. The record is from the annotation of a GenBank genome assembly.
AUGCCGGGGACACAUGGGGCCGGAUGUGGUUGCGUGCAUGAGGAGGACUUGACAGGCCAGCAGCAGCUGCUCCUCCCGUGGAUUGAUGUCGCUGGUGUUCAGGGCCUCAACGAAGAGGUGCACCCUGCCCGGGCCCGCAAGCACUUAGCAGCAAAGCAGCUUGAGCAUGGACUCAUGCAGCGUCGCCUGCAGCUUCUGCUCGCGUGUCUGGUCAUCGCUGAGACCUGCGAGAGGCGGUGCCCGCUGGGGCAACACUGGAUCCCGGGACACAGCCAUUGCAGGUACGACAGGGACCUUGAGACCUACUGCUCCUGCGGGGAGGUGGUCUCAGCUGACGGAAGUGCAUGCCUGCAAUGCCCGCAAGGGCCCUUUGACGCCCAUCACGCCUCCCAGCGCUGCAGUGAAUCCGGCGUGGCCCCGUGGCCACUGCCGGGCCCGGUGACGCUGGCAUGCGAUGCCUUCAGCCUCCAGUUUCUAUCCGACGAAUCGGGAGAGGAUCACCUGCUCGUCACGAGUACCAGCGGGAUCACCAACCUCCUGGGCGGAGGCAACGAGUCGGAGGGAGGCUACUUCGUGAGGUUCUAUUUUCUGCCGAGCGGCGCAAGGGACGCCGGAGAAGCCAAUCGCGAAGUCGCGAAGAACGUGACCUUUUCCCCAGGAACAGGGAUGAUGACAAUUACUUCGUCGAAUGACGAGUAUGCGGUGACCUUGAAUGCCACACCGCAUGGAGAGUACAUCAAAAUUGAAGUGCAAGCGUCUCGAGGCUUUGUGCCGAACCCGUGGGAGCCUGGGCAGACGGACUUUGAACUGGAGCUGGUGGUUGAUGUUGGGCUUGACGGCGUCGAGGCGUUGUGGGCUGAUGCAGGGCAGGCCGCUAUACCGGCAUGCCUUGGCCCGGCCGGUGCUGUGGGAUUGCUGCCACUGGAUUUCCUGGUGGACUGCAGGGCCACCAGAACUGAGCUCCGUGCUCGCUGGACCGGCGGAUUGCUUGGUGCAGGCUCUUGCGGGGCCGUAGCUUUGGCUGCCGCUGGGAGCGUGGAGCACUUCUCCCGUGCGCUGGCUGCUGUGCAAGGAGGUGAAGCUGGCUCGCUGCCUGGUCCAAGGCCAUCGGGCGGUGGCCUCUGGUUGGCACCGACAUCCUUACCACAGGAGGACUUCGCUGCGCUGCACGGGGCGCUCGCGAAGGCCAGGGCCCGGGGCCUCCGGCUCGCGGCUCCGGCGGCCGCCGAGGCGGCGCAGGUCCAGCCCUUCGAGUUGCAAGUGGAGGUCUCCGCACAGCUCGCCUGUCCGCAGCCUGGGAGCUUGCUCUUUGAGGCAGCCUUGGCUUCGGGAAGCUUCGAAGCUUUGGGUGCCGGAACGCUGGCAGCACCACUGGGAAGAGACUCUGAGGAGGCACUUGUGAUACCGGACGCAGCGACAGCAGGUCUGUUCUCUAGCCUCGGCGCUACGGGGAGCAUCGACGGCUUCACGGAGCUCAGGCAACUUCAGGUCGGUGCGGAGCUCCUAAGCUUUGACCACCUGGAGCUCAGCGGAGAGGCCUGGAACGUGACCUUGAACCAGCGAGGGCUGCUCGGUACAAGCGCGGCUGCUGCAGCAGUGGGAAGCGAAGUGCAGCUACUGCUAUUUCAUGACCGCCGGCCGCUGCUGAAGCCCGACAGCCGAGCAUGGCAGGAAGCGAUACGGGAAUGGGCCAAGGACGCAAGCCCUGGAACGGCGCUACUGGGAACUGGUCAAAUGUGCACCGGGGCACUUGGACGUCGAGGCUGGGUGCAGCGCAAGCUCCUCCUUGAUGCUGCUCGGGCAGCUGGAUCCCUGCGCCUGGCAGGGCAGCUGGGAGAGAGCUUCGCCUACUAUACAGGCACACCUUUGAAACAAUCUCCGACGCGAAGCUUCGCUGGCACUGAUCGCUUGGCUCUUGAGGCAGAACUUGCCGCUGCGUCGCCGCUGCACCUGGAAGGCUACGAGUGGCUCAACGCAUACGAGUUCGGUGCCUUCCAGAUGGUGCAAGACAGAUCGACAGGCAGUUCGCGAGCAACGAGCAGCGAUGAGGUGGAGUGGCUCAUGGCGAAGUUGCUAGCUUUCGGAGGCAGCGCUGAGCUCCAAGGGCAGCCGGAAGUCCUCCAGGCCUCCGAAGCGCUGGCUUCUGCAGGUCUCUGGGCAGAGGCUGCAAGACGCAACUGGUUGCCAAAGUCUCUCCAAAAGGUCCUCGCAGCAAGGUGCCACUCUGGUUCUGGAUGCAGCCCUGAUGGCUUCUACCGCAUGGCAGGAGUCUUCGCCGACAAUAAUGAAUCGCUCGAAGCGGUGCGCUUCUGGCCAAUGGGGCGCAAGGUCAGCUUCGUAGCAGCCGACGGUUCCCCCACGACUGUUCAGCGAAACCCGUGGCAGCUCCAGCCACUCCGCUUCGAGCUUCAGGUUCUGCCAACGUUUGACUUUCAGCAGCGGCAGCCAUUGCUCCCUGCGCAGCUCUCACUGUUCGGCACAUCAUACAACAGCUCACAGCUGGCGGUCACUGGAGGAAACUUCAGCUUUCGCUUCGAAGCACUGGUGGAUCUCACCGACCGUCUGAUCAAGGCAACCUGGGCUUUGCCUUCUGGACUGUUGGACUUUACGCAGGCCGCAUCGGGCUAUUCCGGUGUCCUGAUGAACGUGACGGGGAAUGGCCUGGGUGGGCUCCUGCUGCUGGAACUCUCGGCCGGAGAAGGGAGGACGCCGCUGCGAUUUGCGGUCGAGAAUAAUUUCAUCGGGAGGCGCGAAGUUCUUCUGACGUCUCACGAGGAGGCAGAGGAAGAGUUUGCCGCAGAAUUGCAGCUCCUGGGACGGCAGCCGCUGCUGCAGGAUGGUGAUCUUUGGAUCAGCCGCGUAUCUGUGGGGCUCCUUGGCGCUGCCGCUCAGGCAGCAGUACUAGUCGAGAACGCCGUGGCUGUGCGAAAUGUCUUGUCUCCUUUGGCAAGCCCGACCCUGUUCGUCAAGGAUAAGACCACGGGCGAGGUCCUCUCGAGCAUGACGGUCAGCGGUUGUAUACCGAUUCGACAGUACGUGGUGUACGAAGGCGGCGGCACAGCACAGCUGCUGGAUGAGCAGCGCCAGCCUCAGGCUGAGCUGACUGUCUCGGGGGCCUUGAUGCAAGCGCCGGGAGACUUCGUUGUGGGGGUGGAGGCAGACUCCCAGGCAACCUGCGGGGCGGGUGGCGUUCCGCCUUGGCUGCGGGCAGUGUGGCGUAGCCUCGGCGAGGAGGCCAUCUUUGGCGCGGAGACGACGGAUCCGGCAGGAGCAACGCAGACCUCGACAUCGAACCAUUUUGAGUUCACUUCGAAGGGAGCCGACAUGCCCGAGUCCUUACUCGUGGGGGUGCAGUUCAAGGUAGAAGGUCUGGACUUCAUCCAGCUUGUGGCAGACAGUGCCUUCCUGGAGCAGUUCAAGCAAGUCGUCAAAGGCGCUCUGAUGGCAGCCACUGCACGGGCAGACCGACGAGCCGAGGACCUGGUUCUUCAGCUCUCUCCCGGUUCAGUGGUGGUUCAAGCACGAAUGGCUGCAGUCGCCAGGGAAGGAGAAAGCGUCGCAGCUGCAAUGACCAUCCUUGCAGAUGGAAUGCAUCACGAGGCAAGCGCACUCCAGCGAGACUUGAUUGUCCGACUCGCCGGCAUACAAGGUCUUUCGUCAGUGGCCUACAGCGCCAUCUCAGUGGGACCAAUCAGUGUCAGCCUUCUUGCCGUGGAGGCAACGCCACAGCCUGCUCCCACGGUGCAGGACUUCAUCCCGCUUUGGGCCAUCAUCGCCCUAAGCGUCCUGACCUGCUUCACGAUGAUCGUUGGCUUGAUCGCUGUCUACAUGCAGAGGAGAUGGGCGCAGGAACGGCGCCGCCGCUCCCUCGGCGGAUCCGAAGGCUCUGACCCCGUGUACAUGACCCGUCGCGUUCGAAGCCGUCUUCCAGGUUCCACGAGCCCGCAGACCGCAUCGGAGGGUCCGGAGGCUCCGAAGAAGAGGAGUACUUCCAGGCUCUUGAUGAGCAAAAGGGCAGCUGGGGCCAUGCGGAAGGUUCGGUUUUCCGAUGCGGAGAUGCCAGAGGUGCAGGAGUAUGACCCGCGAGAGCUUCAGUUGGCUGCCGCAGAGAGCAGCCAACGCAACCAGAAACUCGAGGCCAAAGUUGCCGAGCUGGAAGCAGCUCUAAAGAACGUGCAGGGCACCCUUUGCUUCGCAGAGGACCGCUUGGCAGAGGUUUCCAAGGAGCGCGAUCAGCUUUCGCUCUCAGUAAACGGUGCUGCGCAGAGCUCCACAUUGCUGCAGCAACAAAGCCACUUCGCAAGGAGCUCUUCGGGGACGCGAAGAUCGCUGGGCAUCCUCGGCGAAUGCGAGGAGAGCAUGGGCGACACGGACGUGGAAAGAGGGGAAGUUGUGCAUGAGCUGGAAGACCUGGAAGACCUGGAAGCUGGAAGUUUGGAUGGCUUCGUUCGACAUCAAGAGGUACUGGAUGCAGAGUCUGUGAGAUCGGACCCUCGCUCCGAGUUUAGUCUCUGGGCUACGGAGACGGGGAGCCAUCAAGGCGGCACGUCAGAGUCGGUGGGUUUGGACGAGCCAGAUGACGACCUGCAGAUCACACGAGUGGCCCAAGUUGUAGACACUGCAUGGCAGGGAGCUCUCGAAGAGGUGAUUCGCAGGCAUUCUUGCGGCAAGUGGGAGCCACCGGCUCUGCGUAGACCUUUGCCAGGCAAGUUCUGGAGUGCGGUGCCCGGAACCGCCAGUUCUGUCUUCCGCAGCUACGAAGAGCGGUUGGACGACACCCGGCUGGUGCAAACCCCCGAGGAGGACGAGGAGCUGAUCAUCAAGGUGCCGUUUGUCUCUCCUGCCAAGGCGCCCAAGCAUCUUCACACUUUCAAUCAGCGAGAGGGAGCAGAAGCUAGCGAUGCGAGCGUUCCGGCAGCGAGCCGUCCAUCUGACGGCGUGAAUGUGGUCUGGCACAAAUGGUCGGACCUUCGCCUUCUCGACCACGAGCCGCUUUGGCAUGCGCAUGCCAAGCCUGGUCCCGUCCUCCACGUCCACCUUGUAGAGCUGCCGCUGCUCAGCGGACAGAGCCGGGUGGGGAAGGUGCCCCGCUGCUCUGCGCGGCGAGCGGAGUUCUGGCGUCAAAGCGUGGAGGAUCUGGCUAUCCGAUUAGAGGAGCGAGGACAAAGACUGGUUGUCGAAGCUGUCGAGGAUCCGAGCACCUUCUUCGCAGCUCUGUGCGAAGAGAUUCCCGUUUCUGGCGUCUACGCCCACCGGGAGUUCUGCGAAGAGGAGCUCGAAACGGAGGCAGCAGUGCGGCGAGCUCUGGCAGCCUGCGGCGCCGAGCUGCACACAUUCUGGGGCGCUCUAACGGUGCACCAUAUCGACGACCUGGGCUUUGAUGCCAGCAGCAGGAGUGAGAUGCCCAUGUACAAGGGCGAGUUCCAGCGGGCAGCGAAGCGGCGACCCAUCCGCGAGGUGCUGCCAAUCCCAACGCUGCGCAAGCCACCGGCGAACUAUCGCGUGAGGAGAGACAUCGAACAGGCCUUCGCUUCGGGUCCGCCGCAGCUGCCUCCGGAGGAGCGACAGGUCUUUCACUGGCAAGGCGGUGAGACAGCUGGCCUGGAGCAUUUGAGAAACUACAUCGAUUCGGGACAACUUGCAAGUUACCGGGGAGCGACAGAGUCCUUCGCCCACGGCGAGGAGAAUCCGGUGAACUCUGGGACUCGCCUGAGUCCAUGGCUGGCCUUUGGCUGCCUCUCUGCACGUAUGGUCAUCAAAGAGGCAAGGGAGUACGAGCGAAGACACGGCAAGACCAGCUCGGGGAAGGGCAUUGGAAAGAUCGGUUCCACCGGGACCCGGCUACACACGGAGCUCCUUUUUCGCGACUUCCUACGCUUCUCUGCUCUGGCCUGGGGCACCUCGCUCUUCAAAAUUGGAGGGCCGUUUCACGUCCAGGGCCUCGAGUGGAGCCGAGACAUGGAGCUCUUCCGAAAGUGGCGCGAAGGGCAAACAGGUUUUCCCUUUGUGGACGCCGGCAUGCGCGAGCUUGCCGCCACCGGGUACAUCUCACAUCUCCAUCGGCAGUGCUGCGCUGCCUUCUUGGUGCGAGACCUGCGGCUGGAUUGGAGGAUGGGUGCAGAGCAUUUCGAGUCUUGUCUGCUGGAUCAUACCCCCGAUGCCAACUGGGGCAACUGGGCCUACCGAAUCCUGCAGCGACCCUGCCUGGUUGAAACCCGUGCCAAGUAUCCGGUCGAGGAGCACAUCACGACGGUCGAGGUUGUUGCAUGGCCGGCAGUCCACGAUGCUCGAUUAGACCACACGUUGCGCUGGUGCCCCGCACCUCGGAGAAGAGUACCCGAUGAUUUGGCCCGCGAGCCGUGGCUGACCGACACCGUGCCAGAAAGGCGUAUAUCCAUCAGGCCUUACAAGGACUCACCUCUUUGGUUCUGCGCGGCCAACCGAACCAACUGGGACUACGAGUACUUCUGGCUUCCUGGACAUGCCUGGACAGUGAAGCCAGGCAACAGCGAGGCCAAGCUGAGUGACUUCCACCUUGGCCGCGACUACCCGAGGCCCAUCGUUCCUCCCUUGAACGUGGAGCUGGACCUGGAUAUCUUGCCUGUGAAAUUCCACAGCUGGGGAACUGAGCCGGCAGUGCGGCACCACAUUUGGGGAGGAUCGAAGCGGCCAGACGGGUCAGCAAGUGAGGGCAAAGGCAAAAGCCAUGGCAAAGGCUCUGGUAAAGGCAGCGGUAAGAGGUCAGGAAAGGGCCAGGGCCGGAUCGGUCAAGGACACGUCGAGGGGUGGCCUCCAUCCGAGCCGCCUGCCCAGAAACGCAAGUACUACGGACCCAUGAGAUGCAUGCAGAGCACCUAG